Molecule: messenger RNA, 1637 nt
Organism: Thalassophryne amazonica
Lineage: Eukaryota; Metazoa; Chordata; Actinopteri; Batrachoidiformes; Batrachoididae
Gene: foxj1a
Product: forkhead box J1a
Exons: 3
Coding region: 148-1563 (471 amino acids)
Biological process (GO): regulation of DNA-templated transcription
Molecular function (GO): DNA-binding transcription factor activity; sequence-specific DNA binding
Source: RefSeq, a predicted model, not a curated record
UUUUUCUCUCUGUCCCUCUGAAGGCGUCCACAGGUCCAACAGUCUAUUUGUAGACAUUUCAAAAGCUCCCGAACGUUUGGAUUAAAAAACUUUUCAAAAUAGCACGCAAAAGCCGUCAGGAGGAGGCAGGAGGAGCCGCAGGGAGUCAUGCUGUCUCUGAGCUGUGCUGAUCCCUGGCUUCAAGGAGCCGCGGAUCAGGAGGUGAAGGAGCCUCUGGAUGACAGCCUGACCAGCCUGCAGUGGCUGCAGGAUUUCUCCAUCCUGGAUGCCAGCGUGCCUCAGCUGCCUGCACACCAGCAGCUGCUGGGGCCCGAGGCCCCACCCUCACCCCUUGCCGGGGAUCCAGCCACCUGCGGCACGCCCCCCACACCCGGAAAGCCCACAGCAGCUGCCUACAGCCGGAUGCAGGUCCUGCCGAGUAUCGUGGCGCACGGCCACUGUCCCGAUGACGUAGACUACAAAACCAACGCGCACAUCAAGCCGCCGUACUCGUACGCCAUGCUGAUCUGCAUGGCCAUGCAGGCCAGCAAGAAGAGCAAGAUCACGCUGUCCUGCAUCUACAAGUGGAUAACAGACAACUUCUGCUACUACAGACAUGCUGACCCCACCUGGCAGAACUCCAUCCGACACAAUCUGUCCCUCAACAAAUGUUUCAUCAAAGUUCCCCGACAGAAGGGUGAGCCAGGGAAGGGAGGAUUCUGGAAGAUGGACCCACUGUAUGCAGGUCGCCUCCUGAGUGGCGCGUAUAAGAAGAGGAGGAUGCCACCAGUUCAGAUCAACCCAACCCUGCAGAAGAGGCUCAAGCUCAACUGCCAACCCCAGUCCCAGUGCCAUGGUAGCACCUCAGGUGGUACUUGGGACUACCAGGCCACAUCUCAAGACCCUGGUACCCUCUCAGGUGGUACCUGGGAUUGCCAGCCCCAGUCCCAAGACCCUGGUAACCCUUCAGGAUUUCAGAAUGGCCAAUGCAUCAACCCAGUGUCCCACUGGUUCCUCACAGAGUUAACAGAGGAAACCAGAGCCAACCAAAACUCAGACCCCCAUCUGACUGAGGGAGCCAUGCUGGGAUCUCAGCCAGCAGUCAGGAGAAGAGGUGAGCACAAGAGGAGUCAGCCACUGAGCUUCAGAAAUAGCAAACCCUUCGGACCACUGUUUGCCAUCUCCUCACUGUCAUCUGUAGCUGACCAGAAAGAAGAUGGACCUCUUCACGGCGACUUUGAUUGGGAUGCCCUGCUAGACGCAGCUCUCAGAGGGGAGCUCACUUUGGGUGCAGUACAUCUGAGUCCAAUCCUGAAACAGGAGGACCUGGCAGCAAGGGAGACCCACGUCACUCCCACAGAGCAGCUGACAGGGACCACAGACAUCCAAGUACCAUCUGAGACCCAACGGAACAAAGCCGUAUCAUACGUUGAAGAGGAUACCUUCCUUGCCACAGCCUUCCUGGAGAACACAUGGCCAGAAGGACAAGACCUUUGUACCUCAGCUGUCAACCUGGACCAGCUGUUUGGCCUUGGAGUGCCCUUAGAUGGAGAACCAAGUACUCGGAUUGAUACACUUCUUUAAGAAAUUGCUUUUUACCCUAAAACUCUUCAGUGCUUUUCUAGAGAAAUACAGGAAAAGGAAUAAAACUUUUUCUU